Messenger RNA from Cladocopium goreaui, 4788 nucleotides. The record is from the annotation of a GenBank genome assembly. Lineage: Eukaryota; Dinophyceae; Suessiales; Symbiodiniaceae.
AUGCGGGGAUUCUGGUUGCUGGCCGCUUGGUCGCUUCGCGAAGCGGCUGGAGCAGAUCAGAGUGAGAAUUGUGGGAUUUGGGCCGCUGCUGGUGAGUGCACUCGAAAUGCGGCCUACAUGCUCAAGGCCAUGGGCCCAUGGGCGGCUGUGCCAUGUGCCAAGAAGAGUAUUGCUUGCUCAGAAAGCUGCAGCUCAGUCAGUUCCAAAGAAUCGCCCAAAUGCCGUGAGUGGGCAGAUGCAGGCGAAUGUAGCAGAAAUGCUGCUUUCAUGCUCAAGGAGUGUGGCAACUUCUGUCCAUCCGAAAAAGGCGAGAUGGAAGAGUGCGAGCAGUGGGCUCGCGCAGGCGAAUGCGAUCGGAACCCUGAGUUCAUGCUGAAGAAGUGUGCUUCAAGUUGUGGCAGCUUGAAGCAGGAGCCUUUGAGACAGGCAGCCGAAGCCUCAAAGGCAGAAGCUCGCGCUGUCAAAGCAGAGGCACAGCUACAAGCAGCCAGGAAGGAAAUCGAGGAGAUGCAGCGAUUUCUAUCUGAGGCCAACAAGCUGGCACUCGAACAAGCAGAGAAGCAGGACGAGCAGAAGAUACGGAAGUUAGAUCUGGCAAGGACAGUGGCAGAGGAGAAAGAGAAGCAACUCAGAGAGGCCUUGGAGAGCUCAAAGUCCCGGACGGCCAUCUUGGAGGAACAGCUGGCAGCCUUGAAAGCUGACAUGGAGAAAAUCACCAAGGAAAAAGGAGAGAAAUCCCCAGCACGGCCACGGACUCCGCCUGCGCCUCGGAAAGUGGGGGGACCCAGCUACGCCUUGGUGGUGCCGGAAGAGAAUGAGACAGCGUGUGAACAGUCGCUGCAUCGGCUUUGUGGGGGUAACUUGGAUGGGCAACGGCCCGAUCUGGCUGAAGUGCUGCAAGCAUGUCAGCAUGCUGUGAAGGAGAUUGAGAAGGAGAUGAAGCUCCGAGCCAUUAUCACCAGCCCUAUUAUUGAAGCACCAAGGGAUCGCGAAGCGUGCCCAAGUCAACCACAAAUCGUGAGAUCUGAAGGUCAGAGAUUGAACGAGGAUGAAGAGCUCUUGUUCUUUUUCUCAGGUCAAGUGCUGUGUGAUGGCAAUUGCUCCUCUGGGCUCAUGCUGUCAUCUGUGAAAGCUGCCUUACAACAGUCCUUUCAGCUAUUUCUUGAUGGUUUCCUAGUGGCCCUCAACCAUGGCUUGGGCGCAGACCCUGACAAGGGCCGGGCAGCUGCCUCGCAUGCCAGCAAGAUUUUCCGACGUCUCCGGGAAAAGCUUUGGACAAAGAUUACAUCCAAGCUAGCUGUUCUGGAGGCAGCGAUGGAGAAACUUCAUCCGCAGGUGUCUGAAGUCAAAGCUCAGGUGUUUGAUACCACCAGCACUUUGGCACAGAGUAGCAAGGAAAAGAUGGAGAAUGCCUUCAACAAGAUCACUUUAGCCUUUCCUGCUGAGCACCAGACAUUCUUACCAAAACCAUCGUCAUUGCCAGAACAGUCUCUGGCUCUUGACCGUCGCGAUACGGCUCAGCGUCAAGCUCUUGGUGGUGUUGCCAUGCCACGUGUUGCGGGUCACCUGUCGAUGAUGCUCUUCUUGAGAAGGGCGCGUUUGCGUCCUCAAGUCUUCCGGUGGCGAGCUUUUGCCGGAGUAGCUGACCGUCCAGCACUUCGUUUCUCGCGGGGACGUGUCGCUUUGCUUGCCCUAUGUGGUGCGGGAGGAACUUUGGCAGUGAAAGCUGAAGUGCACAAGUGGCUUUGGGACGAGUUGCGCGAAGCAGCGCACCCGAACCUGGCAAAAGAGCGUGAGGCGUUGGCUGUGGAACAUGAGCGCCGUCGCCAAGAGGAGGUGGAGAGGCUACGAAGUGAGGCGUCAAUAUGGCGUUUGCUGCAGCUUGCCUUUCUCAUGCUACCGCUCGCAAUUUAUUGGCCGGCAUGGACCCAAGCUGGUGAGAUGCCAAACAGCCAGAGCACAGCGAAGGAGUACUGUAUCUGGAAGCUCUCAGUGAUUUCUCUGCCAGGUACUCCCAUCACGAAUCAGCGUUGCAUUCGUCUCCAGGGCGAAGUAGGCUAUUAUUACUCCAGAUUCAAACUGGACUCGGACCAUGUGAAGCCAGCUCCCAGCACUCCAGUGGAGGAUGCCUUCGCAACAGUGCUGAGCCGCCUUGGCAUAUUUAUAGAGGAAGCCGCAACAGUGGAGGAGGAAUACCGGCGCAAGUGUGUGGAGACGCUGGAUGCUUUCCAACAAAAGCGACAUGUGGCGUUGAUGCAGCAGGCGGCAGAGACCUUUGCGGCAGUCUGUGACCUGGCCAAAGAAUUAUUGCCAAAGGUUCAACAGCAGGAGACUCUGCCGGCUGAAGUGCUGCAGAAAUUGAACGCGACGAUGAGCGCAUCUGAGUCACGCUACUCAGGUGCCGUAGCAAAGUCAGAUGUUCUGCCUGAGCAAUUGCUGACAGCGGUGCCGGGAUCAAAGCUGUAUCCGGGCCUGCUCAAGAAGGUGGAAGCUAUUUGCCAGCGUCAGCUAAAUGACUUUGAGAACAGAGAAGUGGAUGCUUUUCGCGCAUGGCUUCAAAAAGGGGCCAAUGACGUGAACUUUGAUGUGCAGAUUAAGCAACAUUUGGACCAGAAGUCUAGCAAAGCCAAGGAGUUGUCCAAGGUUCACCAAGAGUGCCUGGUGCAAUCUGAUCAUCUUCCCGUCCUGGAAAGAGUUCAGCUAGGUGAGCUUUCCGAAACUGUGAACGUCUUGGUGUGGAACACACUCGAGUUUCCAUCGUUGAAGACCGAGACUUUGGUCGUGGAUGGGAUCUCACCGUACUGUUCGGAGAUUGGACAUGUCUUAAAUCGCAACAAUGCAGAGGAAAGAGCACUCCUGCUAGAGGCAAUGAGCUCUGAACCCGUCAUCCUGGGCCAUACUAUGCACGUUUGGUCGAAGAUAUGCGACGCUCUGUCCGCGGACUCUUCCGCCGUCGUGUUGCUGCAGGAAUUGAACCAUGACGUGGCGAACAAGGUGAAAGAUGAAUGCUCCAAGCAAUCGUGGACUGCUCUGUUCUCUCAUGCCAAUCAGGACAGUAGCAAAUGCAAUGCCAUCACUGCUAUCGUGUCUCAGCAAGCCUUCGAAGAGACGACCCAGGUGGAGAUCGUUGAGAACAAGAAGACUCGAUUCUUCAUUGCGGCUCGACGAAAAGAAACGUGGUUUGUGUCCUGUCACGUUCCCUUGGUGACUGGCAAGAAGCUGCCUGUGGGAAUCAACGAGGAUGUGGCCACCAAAGUCCUGGAACAGUUGGUGGGUGAGCUGUUGAGCGAAGGGAAGAUCCUGAUUGCUGGUGGCGAUUGGAAUGGCAAUGUGCACGAGGUUGCAGGUUUGGUGGGAGAACAGACUGCCGACCCAAAAAGGCUGGCACAGUGGGCAGCCACGCGGCGUGAUUUGUUUCCUGACCAGGUGUGUGCAGCCUUAGGCCGCAUGCACGAAUCGGUGAGUGCACCAUGGUCAAAGACAAUCGAGCCCACGGAGGUGUGUAGCUCCCUGCGAGACGCGGAGAUGGAUAUGGAGUCUUUAGAAUCGAGGCCAUACGCGAGUGGCAGCAUGGCAGAGGUGUACUUUGGCAGAUUGCGAGACGGCACAGAAGUGGCUGUGAAGUGCAUGAGGCCAGGCGUGAAGCACUUGCUGGAAGCUGACCUGGCUUGGCUCUUGCGCCUUAGCAGCUGGGCCGACUCUAUGGCUCCUUUGCGACUGCUUCACUUGGGCAAGGCAGUGGAAGAGUUCUGCGAGCACGUCCAGAUGCAGACGGAUUUCCGAACAGAGGCCUCGCAUUUGGAGCAGUUUCAGUGCAACUUCAAGGAGCUGGCGUUCAUUCGCUUCCCCUCUCCUUUGUACGCUUCGCAAGAACUGCUGGUACUCUCGCGUGAAAUGGGCAAGGAGCUCUCUCGAGUCUUUCGAGAUGCGGUGGCGUUCGGCCAGCAGAGCGUAGAUCAGUCCAGCAGCUUGCAACAGCAUGCAGAAGACAUCAGAAGUAUCCUUGGAGUUCCUCAGGAAGUGAGCCAACGAAUUGCCAAUGAUAGCCUCUCUGCUUACAUGCGCAUGAUCUUCAAGGAUCAAUUUAUCCACGGAGACCUUCAUCCCGGCAAUGUCAUGGUGAAGCUUGAAGAGGGUUCCAGCCCCGAUGUCGAGGAGGCUACAACUACAGAGAGCACCUCUCGUCUGGACAGGCUAACCAAACGUUUGAGGAGCGCAGCUCGAUCGUACAGUCCACCCUUUCAGCUCAUCAUCUUGGAUGCAGGUCUUGCCAUUCCGCUGCCUCGGGACAAGGUGGAGGCCUUGCGAUCUUUGGCUCUUGCGAUUAUCUAUGGAGACUUCUAUAGAGCAGCCGACAUCCUGUACCAACAAAGCCCUGACACGUCACAAUGCCAGGAUCCACAAGGCUUCAAAAAUGGCCUGGCGAAGGCCUUCAGAGAUUGCAGGAGACAGGUUUAUGAGGAUGGCUUCGUGCAGGUCAGUGAUUCUGUCUUGGAAGCACUUCGCUUGGUCCGUCACUACAAUGUCGGAUUAGAUACAACCCUCACUUGGACCCUAUUGGGCAUGCUCAGCAUUGAGGGCUCCGCCCGGCAGUUAGAUCCAGAAGUGGAUUGUGCCAGAGCUGCCACCAGGUACAUCCUGAAUAUGCCAAGCCUGUGGAAUGAACUCCGAAGUCACUCGUGGCAUACUUCCAGGCAUAUGUUUGUGGAAAUGUUCCUUACUUGGCUUGGAAUUGACUAUUGGGAGUGGCGAAACUCCUCACAAAUCUUUGAGAACUUCAAGAUGUGA